GCGCGCUGCUGCCUCUGCUGCUGCUGCUGCUGCCUCCGCUGCCGUCAGUCAGGCUCCGCCUGGUUCUUCAUCGCCCAUUUCCCUCUAAACCAUCGCCGCUGCUACAUCCUGCUGCGGGCUCGGAUCUUGCCAGGAAAAUGUCUGAUGAAUUUUCGUUGGCAGAUGCACUACCUGAACACUCCCCUGCCAAAACCCCUGCUGUGAGCAAUACCAAACCUGGUCAACCUCCUCAAGGCUGGCCAGGUUCCAACCCUUGGAAUAACCCAAGUGCUCCACCUUCUGUGCCAUCUGGACUCCCACCAAGUGCAACACCCUCCACUGUGCCUUUUGGACCAGCACCAACAGGAAUGUAUCCCUCCGUGCCUCCCACCGGACCACCUCCAGGACCCCCAGCACCCUUUCCUCCUUCUGGACCAUCAUGUCCCCCACCUGGUGGUCCUUAUCCAGCCCCAUCUGUGCCAGGCCCUGGCCCCACAGGGCCCUAUCCUACACCAAAUAUGCCCUUUCCAGAGCUACCUAGACCAUAUGGUGCACCCACAGAUCCAUCUGCAGCUGGUCCUUUAGGUCCAUGGGGAUCCAUGUCUUCUGGACCUUGGGCACCAGGAAUGGGAGGGCAGUAUCCUACUCCUAAUAUGCCAUAUCCAUCUCCAGGGCCAUAUCCCACUCCUCCUCCUCCCCAGGCACCAGGGGCAGCACCACCUGUUCCAUGGGGCACUGUGCCACCAGGAGCCUGGGGACCACCAGCACCAUAUCCUGCCCCUGCAGGAUCAUAUCCCACACCAGGACUCUAUCCUACUCCCAAUAAUCCUUUUCAAGUGCCUUCAGGACCUUCUGGUGCUCCGCCAAUGCCUGGUGGCCCCCAUUCUUACCAUUAAGUUAACAGUGGAUGAAGAGAUGGCGCUUUGCUUUUUGAAGUACAUAUAUAUGCAAAUGAAUGCAUAUAUAAAAAUUGCUGGUUUCACUAUUCUUAGAGGGCAUUCAUGAAAGAACAACUCUUGCACCUCUCAGAAGAUAUCUGCCUCUUGGAUGUGUAGUACAAAACAUAGAAGAUAAAAACAUAGAAGUAAAUCAUUCAGGUGUGAUUUUAUUUGGUUUUCAUGGGGGGAAAACGAUUAAAUUGAAUAGCUCUUUGAUACAAUUUGUUUAAAUUAUGAAACUACACAUUUAAAAAUCUAAGAUGAUAUGGAUUAUUGUUAAAAUAUUUUGCCAAUGAAGUUGCAGAUUUUAAGUAUUUUUCUAUAAUCACUCCCCUCCCCCAAAUAAACUUCAAAAACAGUCACAUUAUAAUUUAAACAAAUGAUGCCUCUGAACAUUUUGAGCUGCUCUCCUAUGUGAUAAAUAAACCUGGUCCUCUUAUGGUUUUAUUUUGGAUACACCUUUUUUUAAACUAAUUACUAUCAGAUGUUCAUUAUCCAGCCAGUGUUCAUUUUUAUUCUCAGAUUUUUAGUAAAAAACUUAGAUUUGUUUUAUUUUUGCCAUAUGGAUUAUAUAGCUCAGCUCUAAAAUCUGCCAUUUAUGAAAAAUUAGUCUUAUUUUGCAGUGCUGGGAACAGAACCUAGGGCCUCACACAUGCUAGAUUGCCACUAAGCUACACCCAUAGCCCUAACUUUUUUCUUUUUAAUCCAUUCAGAGAACGGAUAUCUGUUUGUAUUACUUUAGAAUGGAUUGUAAGAUAUGCAUAUUGCUUUGGGAAGAGCUCAAGGAAAGAAUUGUUUUGUUUUAAACCUCAAACUAGAUAAACCCUAGAAAUUGCUUCAUUUCCAUGAAACCAGAGGUUUAUUUUCUGCCCAGACCAUUCCCUGAAGUCACCCUCCACCCCCCAGUUCUUUAGAGGGAACACAUCUUUUGAUGACUCCCUUAUAUAGAAUACUAGCACACAAUGUGGGAUUUGUUAUCAGAAUAUACAGCAGUUAUGUUUGGAGAACUUUAUAAGUCGUACAGACAUGACUGUUCUCUUUGUACAAGUGUGAAUCAAAAAUGUUUCUGUCUUUCAGAGUCUGGUUAAGCUAUGUCAUUGUCUCCUGCAUAGUUUCCUGAAUCUGUAAAGUAUUUAUGGCUGUUAAGUUCUGUAUUUGUUGACAGGCAGAUAAGUGGAAUUGAGUACCAUCUUUGAAAACAUUAUCUUCUACAGUGAAAAUAAUAAAUUGUAGCUCUCUGCAACUGAGUUUAAAGCAGUGUGACUAUGUUGUUAAAUAUUGAGUAUUGUUUAUAACUACCAAAACAGCUUUGGUUGCUUUUUGGCACCUUGCCUUUAAAUCAGUCUUAGAUUUGGGGUAGAUCUGAUCUUAUUUAUCAAUAAUGAUUUGAAAAUUUGAAUGUAUCCAUUGGGUUACUAAAAUGUGUUGUGGAUUUCUCAGAUGAUUGUAGAAAACAUUUAUGCUGGAGCUGUUUUUUCUUUGAAAUAAAAUAUUCAGGAGUUUAUUUCUCCAGUAAUUAAAAUGUCAAGAAUGCCUAGUGCUGCCAGUUUAAUGAUUUGAUAGCUACCUCCUUUUAAGAAAAGAAUAUGGUCACCUUUGAGAGGAACAUCAGCAUUUAAACGUCCCUUAUUUUAAGCAGGUGAUAGAUUCAAGCUUUCAGAAUUGGCAAAGGUAGAAACUAAUUUAUUUAAGUAUCUUCAGACUGGGAAAGGUUCUUAGCUCUUACAUAGUGGCAAAAGUAUUCUUUUGUUGUUGUUCUUUCAGUUCUUUUUAAGAACAGGUAGUAACUGUAUCUACCAUACUCUAAGGACUCUAGUCAAAGUAGUCUCCAGUCUGCAAAACAGGUAACUUUAUGUAUCAUAGUUUAAAUUUAUCAGUAUUAAGCUGUCAUUUAACUGGAAGGAUAAGAUAGGAAAAUGAGAAAGCAAAGAUACCUCUAUUUAUAGUUAUUGUGACUGUCCUAAAUUGAGAUAACUCUAGCUUUAGAUGAAAUAUUUAACAUAACACCACUAAAAGAGGUAGCAAGUGUGGAGAUCUAUAAUUGUGGAGUCCAUUUAUUAUGGGAAAAAAUAUUUUACUAAACAAUUUGAAGGGCUAUAAGGCCAAGAUUUGAAAUUAUUACUCCUAAAAGUAUUUAAUACUCCUAAAAGUAUUUGCCAGUGACCCAGACUGCCAUUUUAACUUUUUUUUCCCCCAAGAACCUUACGACUGGUACUUGUAUCUUUGUAGAGCUCAUUUCUCUAAUUGUCUAGGGUUUGCAGUGGGGAUGUCUCAAUUCUUAUGAGUACUCUGGGCUAAAAGAUACUAGGUUUAGGGUGGAAAUAAGAAAAGCAAAAGUUUCAGUGAACAGAUGAGGAAAAGCAUAUGGGAAGGGUUUUACUCUUUGUAGGGGAGUAAUGCUUUUCAAACAAGUUAUGCCAAGUGUGAUGGCACAUAACUGUAACCCCAGUGACUCAGGAGGCUGAGGCAGGGCAUCACAAGUUUGAAGCCAGCCUCAGCAACUUAAACCCUAUCUCAAAAAGGGCUGGGGAUGUAGCUCAAUGGUCAAGGACCCUGGGUUCAAUCCUCAGUACCAAAAAUAAAUAAAACAAGUCAGGCUAGGCUGAGGUUGGUUUAUGGAAGGACAUUGCCAAGCAUAUUUGGUCUUAAGGGAUACACACUAUCAAAUAUGCUUACAUUUGGGCUUCAAACAAGAAUUUCUAAAUAAAUUUGAUAAAAAUAAUUACAAUAUGUUCAUAAACAAUGGUGUUCUGGAGUUGGAAUCUUUUUCAAGUUUUAAAAUGCCAAACCCACAAAUAAUGAAAAAUGGAAACCUAGACCGUAGAUCCUUAUUCACAGAGUUGUUAAAAAUUCAGUGCUCCUUAAAGGAGGACUUCAUCCAGGCAUGGUGUCACAUUUUUGUAGUAGGAGAAUCACAAGUUCAAAGCCAUCCUAAGCAAAACAUAAAAGGGGCAGGGGAUAUGGCUCAGUGGUUAAGUGCCCCUGGAUUCAGUCCCCAGUACCUAAUAAUAAAUAAAGGACGACUUACAAAUACUUGGGCUUCUCCAGGUCUUACCUGCCACCUUUUCAUGCUUUUGAAGAUGCUAUUUACAGCUCUCAUUUAUUGUGUAAAGUAAUAUAUUGGUUAUUCAGGAAUAAACAUUUUUUAAUUAACCAAGGACCAUCUUCCUUAUUUCUCCAUUUUGCUAUUGUUUGUUUUCAGUAGAGAAUAAUAGUUCAGAAAAGAAAAGGGCCUGAGUCACAACUACAAUGAAAUAUUUUCUAGAAAUCAUUUGCCCAUGAUAUAUAUUACCUCACAAAUAAUUAAUUAGGGCUGCCUUUUGACUUCAAAUAUACAGUUUUUAAACUUGGUAUAGGUGAAAAUAGCUCUACUUAAAGUUUCCAUUAAAAGACUGGUUUGCAUAUUAGUCCUUGCCUGCACUUCUAACAGUUAGUGCCACUGUUUUCCUCACCCCGAGUGAGGUAGAACCAGCUUCAUGAAAUGCCAGGUUAUAAAUUCCAGAAGUUAAGCACAGACUUUCAAGUAUUACCAUUAAUUUGAAAAGCAUAAGGCUAAACUCAGAAGAAUCAUUAAUAAAAUGCUUAGAAAAUGGUGGGCAUCCUUCAAGGGAAGACUAUAAUCUUAGUAAAGCAAUAUUAUCAAAAGACACUGUUCUUUUUAUUUUCAGAAUUCUGUCAAGGGAAACACUGCCAAUAAAAUAAUCAGUAUUAAAAUGCCAUGCAGACUUCUGGCUAUAGAAAACAUGUGAGGUCUGUGUUCAUUCAAUAAUCACAUAUUGUGAUCAGGUGCUAUGCCAGAGGUCAGAGAAAGCAAAUCCCUAUCCUUGAGGGGCUCCUAGUCUAGGGAUGACUUUACGUAAUUCAUUAGUACACCUAUUAUUAGUUACCCAUUAUAUUUUAGAAGAGCUGCUAGUAGAAAUUACAAACCAGUUUUGGAGCAUUUUAAAGGGCGGUGUGUGAUGCCCUUUUUUCUUUCUUAUUUUUUUUUUUUUUAAGUAAGAAAAUAUGUUUCAAGAAGUUAGUGUUGAUCAGUGCAGCUAUUCAAGUGUACAAAGUAAUAGGGUGUUUUUCCCUCUCACACUGCCCCUGGUUAAAGGUACUUUGACUGCCCAUCAUUGAUAAGCAGGUACAGAUUUGUUGCCAUUAAGCAAACUUGAUUUAUGUGUGCUCUACAAAGGUUUUUUGUAACUUCUUAAAAUUGUGAUUUUUCUUCAUUGACUUAAUGACAAACUUAAUGUAUGUAAUUGUCUAUGCAUUUUAAGUUAAACUGCCUAAAAUGUGAUUUAAGACAUAUACAUUUGUUUGUAUUAUGAACUGUAAGCAAUCUGAGAUGUUAGGUUUUAUCACCUGCUGCUGUAUCUGUAAACAAAGAAAUGUUGCUUUAAGAAGUAAUUAUAAUUAGGAAUAGGCUAUGGAUGUGAUACUUGAUAUUUUUUAAGAUAAACUUGUUUGCUUUUGUGUAUUAUACCUGAAAGCUUUUUUUAAAAAAUGUAUUUUCAUGGUU
This is a messenger RNA of Marmota monax (woodchuck), 5421 nucleotides long. It is a transcript of the gene Mapk1ip1l, whose product is annotated as mitogen-activated protein kinase 1 interacting protein 1 like. The coding region runs from base 138 to 875 and encodes 245 amino acids. NCBI's taxonomy places the organism in Eukaryota, Metazoa, Chordata, Mammalia, Rodentia, Sciuridae. The record is from RefSeq and is a predicted model, not a curated record. The transcript has 4 exons.